Drosophila miranda is the source of this 1057-nucleotide messenger RNA. RefSeq lists its product as uncharacterized. Gene Ontology annotation, biological process: regulation of DNA-templated transcription; mitochondrial ribosome assembly. Gene Ontology annotation, cellular component: mitochondrion. Bases 146 to 988 code for a protein of 280 amino acids. Lineage: Eukaryota; Metazoa; Arthropoda; Insecta; Diptera; Drosophilidae. The record is from RefSeq and is a predicted model, not a curated record. Gene Ontology annotation, molecular function: double-stranded DNA binding. The transcript has 2 exons.
CAUUUUCAUGGCUAUUUAAAUUUGGGUCCUAAUGGGCUAAGAAUAUUACUUAAAAGAAGAACGAGACCGCAUCAGCUGUUUCUUGUUUUGUUUUUGUUGCUACUUCGCACUUGAACCAGCACCCGUACAAUAAUUUUACUGCAGAAUGCUGAGAAAACUGUUAUUUAACACGCAAAUUGCGUUAAGGCAACAGAAAAAGCUACAAUGUACGCGGUACUUUGCCAUAAAAGCCGCUGCACCGAAAAUAUUGGAGCUGCAGCCGGUCCACAUCGAGGAGGCCAUUAAACUGGAACCCACAUUAUCCAUCUACACAAACGAAGUGUGGCGACGUGCCCAUGAAACCUUCCUUAAUCAUGGUCUGGCAACCGUGAACUUUCUGCGCAUUGUUACCGCCAAUCCGGCGGUUUUGAGACGCACGCCAGAGCGCAUUAUCAGCAGCCUGGAGAUUUGGCGUGCUUGCCAGUUUGGGGAGACUCUGUUGCACCUGCUACUGACCAAAUAUCCUGAGCUGUUGGACGUCAGCGAUUCCCACCAGCUACUCUCCCACGUGGGCUUCCUGAAGAGUCGCGUUUCGACUAACAAAAAUGUGUGGAAGCUGCUGAUGAACAGCCCCGAUUUGCUGGCCCAAUCCGAGAAAACUAUAGAGGAAAAACUAGACUAUAUCAUAGAUAUUAUGCGCAUAGAGGUGCCAGAAUUGGUCAAAUCCGCGGGACUAUCGAUGGCCUUUGAGGAACUGCGCUGCCGGCACCAGUUCCUGGUGCGCUUGGGCUUGUUCAAGCCACGUGCACUGAAAGCAGAUCCCGAUGAGCCGACCACCAACCAUAGAUUGUACCAGAUUACGGACACAUCAGAGAAGACUUUCGCCACAAAGAUCUGCCAUGUCACAAUGCCCGAAUACGAGGCCUUUAAGGACCUGCAUGCCCGCGAAAUCGAGCGCAAGACAAGAAAACGCAGGGAAGAGGAGGAUUUCAGUGAUGAGGAGGAGUAGGCUCCAUGAAAUUGCCCUCUUUGGGCAUUAGUUAUUCGGAAAAUUAAAUUUUAAAAUCUUCCCUCAAAA